Molecule: messenger RNA, 1397 nt
Organism: Osmerus eperlanus (European smelt)
Lineage: Eukaryota; Metazoa; Chordata; Actinopteri; Osmeriformes; Osmeridae
Exons: 6
Coding region: 83-1087 (334 amino acids)
Source: RefSeq, a predicted model, not a curated record
AGUGGAAACAAACAUUCAGCUUGAGUGCUACUUCAGUACCUUUGUUGGAACACCCUAUUGUAACAAUACAAUUCUACGAGAGAUGAAGUGGCUUAAUGAAGACAAAACAGAGGUAAUUGGAACAAGAUUUCAGACAGAUGAGGUAAAUGCUUGUUAUCAUAGACUGAUCAUCACACCCAAGAAGUCAGACCAUCACAGGAAAUGGACAUGUCAAGUAACUGACAUUAAUGGCAUGAAAACCAGCUACAGUUACACCACAUCAAUUCCAGUUGGUAUUGAGGAAGUGUUUGCUGUGGUUGGUGAGUCAGUGUCACUUCGCUGUGACAAUGCAUCCUCUCUGGUUAAGGGUGGCAGUCCAUGGUGGAGAAGGAUAAGUGAACAAGAAAGUUCAUUGGUCCGUCUAUCUGAAUCAGAGACUGUUACAGCAGGCUCAAGGAGGGAGAUACCUGAAACCCAUAUGAACCGUGAUUCCUCCUUAGUCAUCAACAAAGUGAGACCACUGCAUUCUGGGUAUUACACAUGUUCACUCCUCAAUGUAUCCCUCAACAGAAUCAAACUACACACUUUAGAGGUAACUGCAGAGUGGGCUUCUCCAGGUAGAAAAAACCUCACCUUGACCUGUUUGCUCAUGUGUGGGGGAGCAUGUGGACAAGACCUCAAUUUAACUUGGGCACCCAGUAGCCCAGAUGCGAAGCUGAGAACAAGAAAAGACCAUGAAACCCUGGUGUCUACAUUCUUCCUGCCAGAUCCGAACAGCAUUGAGACAGCCUUCUGUUCUGUGUACAGAGAAGGGGUCAAAAUGGCGACGAAAAAGUGGCCAGUUCAAGAGAAUCGAACAGGGAUUUUGGUUGCAUGGUUAGUCCCUCUUCUGAUCUUACUGCUGUGCCUGGUUGGAGGGAGUGUCUACUAUUUGAGGAAGAAGUUCAGGAGAGAUACAGAGGAAGCACAGGGAUCUAUUGGAAUGACCACCCAUGUAUAUGAAGUUGUUCACGACGGACUACCACCCAAUUCACAGCAACCAAGAAGAGAAGCAAACAGUACAGAUAACAAUUCUUGUUUAUAUGAUGUUUUACAAGCUGUGAACUGAAUGUCAUAUUAUGUCUUAUACAGAUAUUGCAUAAAGUGAUUAAAUAUCAUUAACCAGAACCCAGGUAAUCACAUUUAUAAAAACUGGACAACAAUGAAAUUGUUUAAAAUUAAAACUUUCAAAUAUUUUAGAAAGAAAUACACAUUGGCACACUUUCUACACUUGAGAUUACACUUUGGAAAGAAAGUCUUGGAACACUCAUCGUAACAUGUCAAAGAAAAGCAGAAGUGCAGUUCAUCCUUUUCACUCGUAUAUAACUGCAGAAAAAAAGAUGAAUCGAGAUUACGUUUACUCAUAAAAGAAUGAUCAA